AUGGGGUGUGCAGCCAGCGCCUCCGACGGACUUUCGCCAGCGAAGCCUGCGGUGCGCCUGCAGCGGCAGAAAGCUGACAUUGGUUGUAGCUUUCGAAGGGUGGUCCCGAGCCGUAUCGAUGACGACAUGGAUGGCAGGGCUCGGGACCAGCAGCCAACUGCCCCAACUUCCAGACAACAGCGGAUGGUGAAACUCCACGACUUGCGGGCCAAGCGUCGAGAUGUGCGCUCGACCAGCGAAGAUACGGCUUGCGACAGUAUGAAGGAAUCUGCUGCACCUUCUGCGGCCGGCGUGUCGCAGGAGCUUCCCGGUUUCGAAAACGUGGUUGAGGUCGAAGCUUCACUCCUCGAAAGCUGGAAAUCUUGGAGCAGCCCCCGCUUGAGGGAUUCUGAAGGCAGACCAGUACCUUCACCUCCAGAUCGGCAUCUUCACUACAGGCACAUUGCACGAAUGGACCAGCUGCAGAAGGAUGUGGAGGAGGCACACACUGCCUUCGAGCAGGUUGUGGCCCUCCGCCGCGGUGAUGAAGCAUACGUCGCGGCUGGCCAGGGCCUAGUGGAGCCGCAGGUGCCUGCUGUCAGCGGACUGCAUCUUGAAUGA
Molecule: messenger RNA, 600 nt
Organism: Symbiodinium sp. CCMP2456
Lineage: Eukaryota; Dinophyceae; Suessiales; Symbiodiniaceae
Source: the annotation of a GenBank genome assembly